Molecule: messenger RNA, 2215 nt
Organism: Acanthochromis polyacanthus (spiny chromis)
Lineage: Eukaryota; Metazoa; Chordata; Actinopteri; Pomacentridae
Product: ribonuclease inhibitor-like
Exons: 9
Coding region: 1-1713 (570 amino acids)
Molecular function (GO): protein binding
Source: RefSeq, a predicted model, not a curated record
AUGUUCCAAAGCUAUUCAACAGCUUUCUACGAGAGUGCUGUGGACGAGGCCUUACAGAGUCCAAACGGACACCUGGACUUGUUCCUGCGCUUCCUCCUGGGUCUGUCACUGCCGACCAAUCAGAAUCUUCUACGAGGCCUGCUGACACAGACAGGAAGCAGCUCACAGACCAGUCAGAAAACAGUGGAGUACAUCAAGGAGAAGAUCGGUGAGGAUGUGUCUGCAGAGAGAAGCAUCAAUCUGUUCCACUGUCUGAAUGAACUGAAGGAUGUUUCUCUAGUGGAGGAGAUCCAACAGUCCCUGAGAUCAGGACAUCUGUCCACAGAUAAACUGUCUCCUGCUCAGUGGUCAGCUCUGGUCUUCAUCUUACUGUCAUCAGGAGAAGAUCUGGACGUGUUUGACCUGAAGAAAUACUCUGCUUCAGAGGAGGCUCUUCUGAGGCUGCUGCCAGUGGUCAAAGCCUCCAAGAAAGCUGAACUGAGUGACUGUAGUCUGUCAGAGAGAAGCUGUGCAGCUCUGUCCUCAGUCCUCAGCUCUCCGUCCUCCAGUCUGAAACAUCUGGACCUCAGCAAUAACCAGAAUCUGAAGGAUUCAGGAGUGAAGAGUCUUUCUGCUGGACUGGAGAGUCCAAACUGUAAACUGGAGACUCUCAGAUUGAAGGGCUGCAGUUUGUCAGAGAUCAGCUGUGAUUCUCUGGUCUCAGCUCUGAAGUCCAACCCCUCCCAUCUGGAACAUCUGGACCUGAGCAGGAACGAAGACCUGAAGGAUUCAGGAGUGAAACAUCUGAGUGGUUUUGUGGAGAGUCCAGACUGCAUCCUGAAGACUCUGAGAUUGGAGGACUGCAGUUUGUCAGAGAUCAGCUGUGAUUCUCUGGUCUCAGCUCUGAAGUCCAACCCCUCACAUCUGGAACUUCUGGACCUGAGCUACAACAACCUGAAGGAUUCAGGAGUGAAACAUCUGAGUGGUUUUGUGGAGAGUCCAGACUGCAUCCUGAAGACUCUGAGAUUGAAGAACUGCAGGUUUUCAGAGAUCAGCUGUGAUUCUCUGGUCUCAGCUCUGAAGUCCAACCCCUCCCAUCUGGAACAUCUGGACCUGAGCCACAACAACCUGCAGGAUUCAGGAGUGAAACAUCUGAGUGGUUUUGUGGAGAGUCCAGACUGCAUCCUGAAGACUCUGAGAUCGGAGAACUGCAGUUUGUCAGAGAUCAGCUGUGAUUCUCUGGUCUCAGCUCUGAAGUCCAACCCCUCACAUCUGGAACAUCUGGACCUGAGCUACAACAACCUGAAGGAUUCAGGAGUGAAACAUCUGAGUGGUUUUGUGGAGAGUCCAGACUGCAUCCUGAAGACUCUGAGAUUGGAGGGCUGUAGUUUGUCAGAGAUCAGCUGUGAUUCUCUGGUCUCAGCUCUGAAGUCCAACCCCUCCCAUCUGGAACAUCUGGACCUGAGCUUCAACAACCUGAAGUAUUCAGGAGUGAAACAUCUGAGUGGUUUUGUGGAGAGUCCAGACUGCAUCCUGAAGACUCUGAGAUUGAUGUACUGCAGGUUGUCAGAGAUCAGCUGUGAUUCUCUGGUCUCAGCUCUGAAGUCCAACCCCUCACAUCUGCAACAUCUGGACCUGAGUGGAAACGACCUGCAUCAUUCAUCAGUGAAACAUCUGUUAGAUCUUGUGAAGAGUCCAGACUGCAUCCUGAAGACUCUGAGGUGGAAGUAUUGAUGCUGAUCAAGACGGUGUUUGUGGUGAGAGGAUGAAGUGUGUCCUGAUGAUCCAGAUGUUGAAGCAGCAGCUGGUGUGCAGAGACUCUGACUGGACCGUGUUACUGGGAGGUGGACUGGGAACCAGUGUAAAGUGUGUUGUUCUCACUGUGUAGUUUAGUGUUGCAGCUCCACACUGAAUGAUGGAGAAGUGCAGUUAAUGUUGACAUGAAACAUUGGAAAACAUCAGCUGAUGAGAACAAAGUGUCCUGGAAUCAUGUCAGCUGAAGCCUCGGAGCCCAGAGAGAGUUUAGUGAAGAACAUUUCUGCAUCUGACAGCGUUUGAUCUGCAUUCAUUCACAAACAUGCAACCAUGAAGCUGUUUCUGAGGCGAACAGACUGAGAAUGCUGAAAGUGCUGCACAGAAAGCCUCUCUGCACAUUUCUACAUCAGCUGGUUGACAAUGUUGGUUUUCUGAUGACCUCUCUGACAUCCUGCAGAAAAACCAAACCUUCUAAACUUUC